CUUCAGCCUUUUUAUUGUGAGAAGGAAGAUCACAGAAGUGUUACCAUGGGGAGAACAGCAGCUAAAGAUUCAAAGAAUAUUAGAAAAGAGAAACAUGGAAAGAAUCAUCAGGCAAACAACCCAUCUUUAAAAAGUGAACAAUUUAAUUGGGAUGAUUAUCUGAAAGAGAAUGAAUCAGUAGCUGCUCCUCUACAUUGUUUCAGACAGUCUAGAAUUCCACCUACGAAUGAUUUCAAAGUUGGUAUGAAACUGGAAGCCCAUGAUCCUCGCAAUGUUACCUCGGUUUGUAUAGCUACGGUAAUUGGAAUCACUGGUGCCAGAUUAAGGUUGCGACUUGAUGGAAGUGACAACAAAAAUGAUUUUUGGAGGCUUGUGGAUUCCUCAGACAUACAGCCAAUCGGGACCUGUGAAAAGAAAGGGGGCAUGCUCCAGCCUCCUCUUGGAUUUCAGAUGAAUGCAUCUUCUUGGCCAAUGUUUCUCUUAAGAACUCUGAAUGGAGCUGAAAUGGCACCUGCAGCAUUUUUUAAGAAGGAACCACCAAAGCCUGCGACAAAUGGUUUUAAAGUUGGAAUGAAGCUUGAAGCUAUAGAUAGAAAGAACCCAUACUUAAUUUGUCCAGCAACCAUUGGAGAUGUUAAAGGAGAUGAAGUUUUUGUUACAUUUGAUGGCUGGAGAGGAGCAUUUGACUAUUGGUGCAGAUGUGAUUCUCGAGAUAUUUUCCCAGUCAGAUGGUGUAGCUUGACAGGAGAUGCAUUACAACCACCAGGGAACAAUGUUUCCAUUACAAAGUGCAGUACAAAAAUCCAAUCCUCCCCUUCCAAAGUGACCCGACGUUCAAUGCAGUCUCCACAGAAAUCUGCUCCAGUACCGGCGCAACGGGGCAGGAAACCAGGUCGGGGCAAACCCCCUGGACAGUCUGCAGUUCCCAAGAAGGGCAGGUCUCCUAAAAACAUUCCCCAGACAAAGUGCACCUCUCAUACUGAAAAUCUUAAAACAAGGAAAAAAAGUUUAAAAUCUGGAAAAAAGAAAAAAAUUUUGCCAGAACCACCGACUCCUGCAUCACCACCUCCUCUUUCUUCUCCUGAUGGGGACAGUGGCACAAAGCAGAUACUUAAAGAUGGAAUUAGUUUGUCUGGGGCAACUGCAGCAGUUAUAUCCACAGUGUGUGUGUAUGUCAACAAGCAUGGAAAUUCUGGGCCUCAUCUGGAUAAGAAGAAAGUUCAACAGCUUCCAGAUCACUUUGGACCAGGUCCUGUCAAUGUGGUACUUCAGCAGUCUGUACAGGCUUGUGUGGAUUGUGCCUAUCAAUCUAAAACAGUCUUUGGAUUUCUGAAAUCUGGCCAUCAUGGAGGAGAAAUGAUAACUGCUUCCUUUGAUGGAGAGAAACACGCCAUCAAUCUUCCUUCUGUAAACAGUGCAUCAUUUGUCCUUCGCUUCUUGGAGAAACUUUGCCACAGCUUGCAGUGUGAUAAUCUUUUUAGUAGCCAGCCUUUCAGUCCUUACGUGGGAUGUGCACAUAGUCCUACAGAAUAUGAUAGGAACAAAACAGCAAAAGAAGAAAUAUCUGAAAACAGAAGUGCUAAACGAUACUCUCAGGACUCUCCACCAUAUACUGCCCCUCUUUCCCCUAAGCUUCCCAGAAAUGAUGCUCAUCCAUCUGAAGCAGAAACAUUGCCUAUAGAAGAAAACAGCACUUCCAAAGAACACCGAUUUUCUGAGGACUCUAUGGAUUCUGCACUUAAUUCAGUAAAUCCUUCAAGCCCAACCCGUCGAAAUUCCACUGAAUACCGUACUUCAGGAAGUGCAAUGUAUUACAGAAAUUCUCUUCAGCCAGUGACUGCUACCUCAAACUCAGCCCCAAUCCUUCGCAGGCUGUCAUUGAGCUCUACUGGGAACAGCAAUUACUAUGAAGUUAGUAGGAAUCGAAUACAGAGGAGGAUUGAAGCUGCAAAUUCCACAACUGGACCAGAUCUGAAAGCACUAAAAAGGGAACCUGCAAGAAUGUUGAAUAAGGAUCCUUCCACCUGGUCAAUAGAGGAAGUAAUGCGUUUUGUGAAAGAAGCUGAUCCACAGGCACUAGCUCCACAUGCGGAACUCUUUAGGAGACAUGAAAUUGAUGGGAAGGCACUACUGUUACUGAGGAGUGAUAUGAUGAUGAAAUAUAUGGGACUGAAGCUGGGACCUGCGCUAAAAUUGUGUUACCACAUUGAAAGACUUAAACAAGGAAAGUACUAGCCAAUGGGGAUAGCAUAACAUGUGUGUUUGUACCACACUAAUCUCUCAGGUUCACAGCCAUUGUCUUUAUUUGAAAAUAUUUUGCUGCCAUAAAUGAUCUUUAGUUUUUGGAAGUUAUCUCAAAAUGCAAUAAAACAUUUAGCGUAAAAAGCUGAAAAAAGGAAAAAUCUGUAUUAUAUUCUAAUAUUUAGAUAACUGCUUCAUUCCUUUUGCAAGGAGAGAUGGUUGGUUGGUUAUAUUAUGGAGGGAGGGGAGUCUUUGGCUGAAAGUAGUGCUGUUAGUGCUGCUCUUGACACCAAAUUCUGAAAAGUGCGUUCUCUACUACAGACUUCAGGCAACAUAUUCAUUUUCAGAACCAAAACAGCUGAAUCCCAAAGGAAAAGCCAGCAUUAGGUGUUAGUAAUUUUUACAGGGAUGGCUGUAAUCUAUAACAUUGCAAAAAAAAAAAAAAAAAAAAAAAAAAAAAAAAAAAAAAAACACUGUAUCUGGUCCUCCAGGAGAGUAAUACUCAGCUAGAUUAUUCUUCAUAGAUUUCCGUAAGGGGAAUAGUGCUAUGAAUUGUUUUUUGGUGAGGGAGGUAUGGGGAAAGAAGGGCUAUGUAGGAAAGUGCUUAAUACAAGUACAAGCUUUUAUAAAGUGUGAUUAUCAGUCCUUUUGUAGGUUAUGAGGAUGAAUGCACAGUAUAUUGUCAGUUUAUGCAGGCAAUAUUCCUGUUCCAUGGAGAAGGGCAUUUUGGCUGUUUAAAGAGCCAGUUCUGGGACAAACAUAUUUGUCUGGAACAGUACAUCCACAUUUUAAACAUUCCAUCUUUUGCUAAAUUUGGCAUGGAUGUGUGUG
Molecule: messenger RNA, 3072 nt
Organism: Rhea pennata
Lineage: Eukaryota; Metazoa; Chordata; Aves; Rheiformes; Rheidae
Gene: SCML2
Product: Scm polycomb group protein like 2
Exons: 14
Coding region: 46-2235 (729 amino acids)
Biological process (GO): negative regulation of DNA-templated transcription
Cellular component (GO): nucleus
Molecular function (GO): chromatin binding; histone binding
Source: RefSeq, a predicted model, not a curated record